Messenger RNA from Carlito syrichta (Philippine tarsier), 1413 nucleotides. It is a transcript of the gene AMBP, whose product is annotated as alpha-1-microglobulin/bikunin precursor. Lineage: Eukaryota; Metazoa; Chordata; Mammalia; Primates; Tarsiidae. Bases 246 to 1304 code for a protein of 352 amino acids. The record is from RefSeq and is a predicted model, not a curated record. Gene Ontology annotation, cellular component: plasma membrane; cell surface. Gene Ontology annotation, molecular function: serine-type endopeptidase inhibitor activity. The transcript is spliced from 10 exons.
CCUCUUCUAAAAUAGCCACCCUGGCCUCUUGGUACUGCUGACCCCAGCUAGGCUGCAGGGAUUGAUUGGAGCUGGCCUCGGGGCCCUGAUUGGUCACAGUGAUUAGGGCAAAUACCAAGGUCACCAACAAGCCGCGGGCCCCUUCCCUAGCCUUAGUUUGCAGCUGCCCAGGGCAGGGAGGUGGUGGCCUCUCUGUUGCCAGACCAAGCCUGCGAGAAACACCCAAGGCAGAAGAGUCCGGAGUCAUGUGGAGUCCUGGGGCGCUGGUCCUGCUGCUGACCGCCUGCCUGGUAGUGAGUGCUGACCCUGUGCCGCUGCCUCCCGACGACAUCCAAGUGCAAGAAAACUUUAAUGUCUCUCGGAUCUACGGGAAGUGGUACAACCUGGCCAUUGGCUCCACCUGCCCGUGGCUGAAGAGGAUCAAGGACAAGAUGGCUGUCAGCACGCUGGUGCUGGGCGAAGGCACCACGGAGGCGGAGCUCAGCAUGACCAGCACCCACUGGCGGAGAGGCGUCUGUGAGGAGAUCUUGGGGGCUUAUGAGAAAACAGACACUGAGGGGAAGUUUCUCUAUCACAAAGCCAAAUGGGAUGUAACCAUGGAGUCCUACGUGGUCCACACCAACUAUGAUGAAUACGCUAUUUUUCUGACCAAGAAAUUCAGCCGCCGCCAUGAACCCACCAUCACUGUCAAGCUCUAUGGGCGGGAGCUUCCACUGAGGGAAAGCCUCCUGCAGGACUUCCGAGAGUUUGCCCUGGGUGUGGGCAUCCCUGAGGACUCCGUCUUCACCCUGGCUGACAGAGGUGAAUGUGUCCCUGGGGAGCAGAAGCCAGAGCCCACCACCCUCCCGAGAGCCCGGCGGGCUGUGCUACCCCAAGAAGAUGAAGGAUCAGGGGCUGGGCAGUUAGUGUCUGAUGUCGUCAAAAAAGAAGAUUCCUGCCAGCUGGACCACUCGGCAGGCCCCUGCAUGGGGAUGACCAACAGGUAUUUCUAUAACGGCACGUCCAUGGCCUGUGAGGUCUUCCAAUAUGGCGGCUGCAUGGGCAACGGCAACAACUUUAUCACAGAGAAGGAGUGUCUGCAGACCUGCCGGACUGUAGCGGCCUGCAACCUCCCCAUAGUACCGGGCCCAUGCCGAGGCUUUACCCAGCUCUGGGCAUUUGAUGCUGCCCAGGGGAAGUGUGUCCUCUUCACCUAUGGGGGCUGCCAAGGCAACGGUAACAAGUUCUACUCAGAGAAGGAGUGCAAGGAGUACUGCGGUGUCCCUGGUGAUGGGGACGAGGAACUGCUGCGCCUCUCCAACUAAUGGCUAGCUGGUCUGCAAGCCAGCGGGUGGCUAGUGUCUGCCCCAGAGUCCUGUGACAGGCCAGGCCAGGUGACCUGGGUCUAAAUAAAACCCAAGUUGUAAGCCCCUG